AUGGAAAAAAACGAAUAUGCACUUGAUUAUACUCUUCAAGCAGAAUAUAAUCUUCUUCGAAAACAAUUUAUACCUGGCAUUAUUGUUAUUCCAUCGGGAAAAUCAAAUCUAAUAUGGAAUGGUGUUCAUUUUAUUUCUCAAGGUCCUUAUGAAGGUGGUGUUUUUCGUUUUAUAAUUAUAAUACCAAAUACAUUUCCUGAUAACGAUAGUCCACAAGUGCUUUUUACAUCAUCAGUAUAUCAUCCUCAAAUAAAUCCACAUACAGGUGAACUUGAUAUAAAACGAUAUUUUCCUGUAUGGAAACGUAAUGUACAUCAUCUUUGGCAAGUUUUACGUUAUAUUAGACGUAUAUUUCAAAAAAUUGAAACUAUAAAUGCAGUAAAUUCUGAUGCGGCUCAUCUGUAUGAUCAUGAUCCAGGAGCAUUUCUUUUAAAAGUAUCUGAAUGUGUCAAUCAAUCAAAAGAUAAUCUUUAUAUUCCUGAUUCAUCAACUAUUGAUGAUCCACAUGCUAUUAUAUUUACACCAUGGAAUGAAAGAUUACAAACAGUACGAGAACAUCUGUUAGCUGGAACGAAGCAAGCUUUUGAUAAUAUUCAUGGUUUAUCAUGGAUGAAACCAGGUGUUUAUCAAAUAUUAGCACGAGAAGAUACUUUACCAAGUCAUCAAAAUUAA
Messenger RNA from Rotaria sordida, 672 nucleotides. The record is from the annotation of a GenBank genome assembly. Lineage: Eukaryota; Metazoa; Rotifera; Eurotatoria; Philodinida; Philodinidae.